Molecule: messenger RNA, 750 nt
Organism: Cyclocybe aegerita
Lineage: Eukaryota; Fungi; Basidiomycota; Agaricomycetes; Agaricales; Hemipholiotaceae
Source: the annotation of a GenBank genome assembly
AUGGCUGAAGAGUUUCCGGAAGACCAAAUCACCCUCCUCGACGUGAAUACCUUGCUCCCUGACAAACACUUGUCGGUGAAUACGUACUCGUUGAAGAUCAAAGGUCUCCCCUUUCACAUUUGCUGGGUCGAAAUGGCCGACAUCGAAUCCUACUCCAAGAAGAUCGGUGCACCGCCCAGCGGAGUGAAGCCAGACGGUUCGCCACACUACACGCUGCCAAUCAUCUACGACCCCAGCACAAAAUUGUUCGUCACCGAGUCGCUCCUGAUAGCAGAGUACCUGGAUAAGACGUACCCAGAUAAGCCGCGGAUAAUCCCAGACGGCACACACAGCCUCCAGCGCGCCUUUCGUGCAGCGUUCGAGCCGUUCGAAGCUACCCUGAGACCCUUCGUCAUCCCAGUCAUACACGAGCAGUUUGAGGGGGCAAGUAAGACGUUCUACCGUACCGCCUUGGAAGCCAUCUUCCAAAGAAAGAUAAGCGAGAUGACGCCAAAGGGAGAGGAAGGACAACAGGCUUGGAAGAAGCUGGAGGAUUUUUACGAUACGUUCGCAGCCUGGUACGUCGAGGAGGGGAAUGGGCCAUAUAUUACGGGCGCUUCGCCAUGCUUCGCCGACCUAAUUUUGACGAGUCGAAUCUGGUGGAUCAUGAGGGUCUUCGGAAGCGACAGCCCACAGUGGCAAGAUGCAAGGACUUGGAGCGGAGGGAAAUGGGAGAGGAUGUUGCUUCAAUUCCAACACGACUACGACUGA